UACAUCUGACUAGAAGCUUUAUUCAAUACACUGGUAAAGAGAAUUAUAAAUCUAUAGUCAACUGGUUUAACAAAAAUUUUGACAGUCCUCCUAAUACACACAUACAUACCUGAGCAAGUUAUAGGGGAAAAAAAGAGCAAUUUGAGUUAUUGAUUUAUUGAAAGAAGACUAGAUCAGUAGGAAACAAUAAAAAAGAACUUAAACUGAUAAAAAGAAAAAGACAAAAUCUUCCAAGAUGGAAGGUUUGGUAGCAUAGGGCUUCCAGCUUAUCAGAAAAUGUCUGCAGAGGUCACAGCCACUCCACCAAACGAACCAAUGUCUCAGGAAACAUUUGAUUACCUUUGGAACACCCUUGAAAAUGUCACAGACAAUGGUAAUUUCACACACAUUAACUCACGGGAUCUUGAUUACUCGUACGAGGAUGCUGACGAGGGGGCAUCACUCCAAAUCGACAAAUUUAGAAUCAACAGCAACGAAGUCUCAGACCUUUUGAAUCCCAUCAUUGGACAAACAUCAUCGGCAUCUAUGUCACCAGACUCACAAACCAACAUUAUAGGUUCAACAGCAUCCAGCCCAUACCAUGAAGGGACAUUGACAAGCCCACCUCCAUAUUCACCACACACAAACAUGACAUCCCCAGUUCCAACAGUACCUUCAAACACAAAUUACCCAGGCGAUUAUGGGUUUGAAAUUUCAUUCGCUACACCAUCAAAAGAGACCAAGUCUACCACAUGGACGUAUUCCGAUAUGUUGAAGAAGUUGUACGUUAGAAUGGCCACAACCUGCCCCGUUAGGUUCAAGACCAAUCGACCACCACCACCAGGUUGCAUCAUCAGAUCCAUGCCCAUUUUCAUGAAACCAGAACAUGUACAGGAAGCUGUGAAACGGUGCCCUAACCACGCCACAUCAAAAGAGUUCAACGAAAAUCAUCCAGCACCCAAUCACCUCGUAAGAUGCGAGCAUAAACUAGCCAAGUACGUAGAAGACCCAUACACAAGUCGCCAGAGUGUCAUCAUUCCACAGGAAACCCCACAGGCCGGCUCCGAAUGGGUCACCAACUUAUUUCAGUUCAUGUGUUUGGGUUCAUGUGUGGGCGGACCUAACAGACGUCCUUUACAGAUUGUGUUCACACUUGAGAAAGACAACCAAGUCCUCGGGCGAAGAUGUGUGGAAGUCCGAAUAUGUGCGUGCCCUGGACGUGAUAGGAAGGGGGAUGAAAAAGGGCUGUUACCACCAUCUCCUCAGCCCAAGAAAAAUGGUGCUCUUCCACGUCUAACUAUUGGUACUGAAAUCACUACCGUAACCGCUGGAAAGAAGAGAAAGCUCGAAGGGGACAACGAUACCUAUACAUUGACCGUCAGAGGCUUAGAAAAUUACAAAAUGUUAUGCAAAAUAAGGGAUAGUCUGGAGAUCGCCUCCCUGUUGCCUCAAACCGAGAUGGAUCUGUACAAAAGAAAGCAGGUGGAAGUGCAGAGGCAGCAAACGGCAAGAGUUAUGGCUAUUCCUUCAUCCCAGGUUGCGUCCACGUCGGUCGUUCAACAACAACAUACAACUCUGACUACUGCCGAGACACGACAAAUGACGCAGUCAUUCGGUUCACAAGAAGCGACAACGUCGGACAUUGUAACCGACGGUCACCACAACGGUAUUCCUCAGGCUAUCAAAGAAGAGACAGUGUCACAAAAUGGGGAAAGUGAUAACACCAUUGCAACAUGGUUGAAUAUUCUCGGUCUUGGUGCGUACAUUGAUGGUUUCCAUGAGCAAAACCUCUACAAUUUACUACAGUUAGACGAUUUCUCGUUGGACGACUUGGCUAAGAUGAAAAUCGGCAGUGCUCACCGGAAUAAGAUUUGGAAAUCUUUGUUAGAUCUUCGUAACCAAGGUUAUACUGCAAUCCCUGUCGACAGCCAGGAACUACAAAAAAGUGCCUCAAGUACUUCAACCAUUAGCAUUGCAUCUCAGAACUCAAUAUCACAAAAUAGUACUUAUAACCCAGGUUAUUACGAGGUCACACGCUACACAUUCAAGCAUACAAUUUCAAUAGCCGAAGAGAAACAUCUAAAGGAGUCGUCCGCGAAAGUAGCGAAAAUGGAGGAGUCGUGAAAAAGUUUUUUACGUAUUUUUGUGUUAUCGAUGUGAGAUUUUUUUCAAUGUUCUUAUUAUGUAUAUAUUUUAUUAUAUAUUAUAAGAUAUGUUAUUCCCAAGCUCUUAUUUCUAAAAUAUGAGGACUCUGAAUUUUUCUUCGCUCUAUGCCUAGGAGAUGUUGGAACAAGAACUUGACUGGGUAGACAAACAGUGUAUAAUAUUAAUUUGUACUACAGGGGAACAAACACCCCUUGCCAUGUAGUAAACUUACUGCUUUUUAGAAGAAUUUGAAGGGAAACAAGACUUGACACUCAUUUAGAGGUGAUAGAUUUUUACU
Ruditapes philippinarum (Manila clam) is the source of this 2422-nucleotide messenger RNA. RefSeq names its product tumor protein 63-like. The transcript is spliced from 13 exons. Gene Ontology annotation, cellular component: nucleus. Gene Ontology annotation, biological process: regulation of transcription by RNA polymerase II; apoptotic process; protein tetramerization. Lineage: Eukaryota; Metazoa; Mollusca; Bivalvia; Venerida; Veneridae. The record is from RefSeq and is a predicted model, not a curated record. Bases 277 to 2103 code for a protein of 608 amino acids. Gene Ontology annotation, molecular function: DNA-binding transcription factor activity, RNA polymerase II-specific; RNA polymerase II cis-regulatory region sequence-specific DNA binding; protein binding.